Lactuca saligna is the source of this 1857-nucleotide messenger RNA. The record is from the annotation of a GenBank genome assembly. Lineage: Eukaryota; Viridiplantae; Streptophyta; Magnoliopsida; Asterales; Asteraceae.
AUGAUGACGAUCGUUUCAUCUUUCGUCAUCUCCCAUCUCCUUUACAAAUUGAAAGGUACUGCUCAUUCUUCCCUUAUUUCUUUCAAAAAUCCUUCAUCAUUUAUAGAAUUAUUCACCGGAUUCUCUCCCACCAAAACGAUUUUAGCACCGUUUGAUUCAACUUAUUCUUUCAAUCAUCAAACAGUUUUCAAUCAUUCUCGAUCUAUGUCUAAAAAGAUUACUAACCCUGACGAUGUCCACAAACUGUUCGAUGAAAUGACACAGAGAAAACCUCUGCCAUCAGUCGUUAAAUUCACCCAGUUGUUGCAAGCUGUUACUAAUACGAAACACUUUUCUAUUUCAAUCGAGCUUUUUAAACAAAUGAAUGACAUUCAUGUACCUAUCGAUGUCUACACUAUUAACGUUGUCAUAAAGUGUUGUUGCCAAAUGCACCACACCAGUGAAGGAUUUGUAGUCCUUGGCUAUGGCUUCAAACGUGCUAUUUUACCUGAUGUAUGCACUUUUAGUACACUCUUAAAUGGACUCAUCUUAGAAGAUAGGAUUCUCGAAGCAGAAAAAUUAUUCAAGAAACUGAUUAAAGAGAAACUUUGUGAACCUAAUGCAAUUAUGUACAACACUAUGAUCAAAGGGCUUUGCAAAUUUGGUAUUAAUGAUACAGCCAUUGCUUUGCUUAAACUAAUGGACGAAAAGGAUUGUAAACCUAAUGUCGUCACAUAUAACACCAUCAUUGAUAGUCUUUGUAAGGACAAAAUGGUAAAUGAUGCUUUAAACCUCUACAAAGAAAUGGUCUUCCAAAAGGGCAUUCUACCUGAUGUUGUGACUUACACCUCUCUGAUUCAUGGCCUUUGUAACUUAUGUCAUUGGAAGGAGGUUGAUAAAAUGCUCAAAGAAAUGGAACAACAAAGGAUUUCCCCAGAUGUUCAUACUUUCAAUAUAUUAGUGGAUGCACUUUGCAAAGAAGGUAAUGUUGAAGAUGCAAAAGGUGUCUUCAACUUAAUGAUCCAAAAAGGCAAGGAUCCCGAUAUAGUGACAUACAAUUCACUUAUUGAUGGGUAUUGUUUGCGAGGCAAAAUGAGCAAAGCAAGGGAAGUUGUUGAUUCAAUGGAAUUUCGAGGUGUGGUUCCUGAUGUUGUCACUUAUAAUAGUUUAUUGAAUGGGUAUUGGAAGAAAUUGAAGAUAGAAGACGCCAUGCAUUUGUUUAAUGAAAUAACUAAAAAAGGUAUGAAACCCGAUGUGAUCACUUACAGUACCAUGUUACAUGGAUUGUUUCGAGUUGGACGUUGUAAAGAUGCUCAUGGAGUUUAUAAUGAUAUGCGAGCACACAACUUGAUUCCGGAUGAAUGCACUUACAGAAUAAUUUUGGAGGGUCUUUGCAACAACAAUCAAGUGGAGAAAGCACUCUCUUUAUUCUAUUUGAUAGGUGACAACAACCUAAAUUCAAAUGUUAUUGUGUACAAUAUACUUAUUGAUGGUGCAACUAAAAGCGGGAAGUUUGAUAUUGCAAGGAACCUUUUCAAUGAACUAAUUGUUAAAGGUUUAACACCUAAUAUUUGGACAUAUAAUACAAUGAUUGGUGGGUUUUGCCGGGAAGGUGUGAUGGGGGAAGCAAAAGAUUUGUUUAUUGAAAUGGAAAAGAGAGGCUGCUUGCCAAAUGUUGUGACUUACCGCAUUAUUCUCCAAGGAUUUUUAAAGAACCAACAACAUGAUGUAGUAGAGAUGCUUUUAAAGGAAAUGGAAAGAAAAGGUUUCUCACUUGAUGCUUCAACUGUAGCAAUGUUGCUUGAUCACAUCAAAGCUAGAUCUUUAUAUGCUUCUUUGCUUAAGCUGAUUGGUAAGCUUGUGCCAAAGGAAGUGUAG